UCAGUUAUCAAUUGCUUCUCAAGUGGAUUUCGUAAGAGUGGAAAAAAAUGGAAGUGUCGUUCAAGAUCAAUGGGAAAAAGUUCGCAGUGAAUCCCCAGCAAAUUCCCUUGGGGACUUCUCUCAACAUGUUCAUCAGGACAAAGGCUAAUUUAACAGGAACAAAAUCAAUGUGCCUUGAAGGUGGAUGUGGUGCUUGUACUGUGAUUGCUAUAUGGCAUCAUCCUGUGACGGGAAAAGAAUGGAUUGGUGCAGUGAAUUCUUGCCUAAUGUCCGUGUAUUCCUGCCAUGGGAUGGAGGUGAUAACCGUCGAAGGGCUGGGAGGAAGAAAGGAUGGAUAUCAUGCUGUUCAAGCUCGCUUAGCUAAGAUGAAUGGAACUCAAUGUGGGUACUGUUCCCCUGGAAUGGUGAUGAAUAUGGUGGGUUUGAUUGAGAAGCAACAAGGGAAUUUUUCCAUGGCAGACGUUGAGAAACAUUUUGGAGGGAAUAUCUGUCGCUGCACAGGAUAUCGCCCAAUCCUUGACGCCUUUAAAUCCUUGGCUGCAGAUGCUGAUCCAUCUCUAACUGCACAGUGCUCUGAUAUCGAAGAUCUACCACGAAGAUGCCCAAAAACUCAAGAAUUUUGCAAUGUAAAUUGCUUAAAGACUGCAAAAAAUAUUUCCUUGGAUUUUCCAAAUGGAGAAAAAUGGUUCAAAGUUCACAAUGUGAGGGAAAUUUUUGAAAUCCUUAACGGAUAUCAAGAUAGGAAAUUGAUGCUAGUGGCAGGAAAUACAGGACAUGGAGUCUUUAGAAGAGACUCCGACAUAUCAGUCUACGUUGAUAUUAAAGACGUUGAGGAAAUUCGUGGAUACUCAAUUGAAAAUUCUCUGGAAGUGGGAUCUUCAGUUACAUUGGCAGAAUUUGCAGAGAUUCUUAAAGAAGCUUCAGAAAAGUCUGCAAAAUUCCUACAUUGCCAAAAAUUGGGUGAUCAUCUGCAGCUAAUUGCGAAUCCUACACUUCGGAAUAUGGCAACGAUUGCUGGAAAUUUAAUGCUUAAGCACAAACAUCCUGGAUUUGCAUCGGAUGUUUUUCUUAUGAUUGAAGUGGUUGGUGGUCAAGUUGAAAUUGCAGAAGAUGAAAAUACGAGAAAAAUCUUAAGUCCUCUUGAGUUUUUGAAGAGCAAAAUGGAAGGAAAAAUUCUCACAAAGAUAAUUUUGCCACAACUCAACUCUGCGGAAAUCAAACUGAAGCUCUAUAAAAUAAUGCAAAGAGCUCAGAAUACACCAUCUUUGGUUAAUGCUGGAUUUUUGUUAAAACUAUCAAAUGAUGAGAAUAUCGUUGAAAGUGCUUCAGUCUGUUUUGGAAAUAUCAACGAAUCAUUCAUUCACGCUACAAAGCUGGAAGCACAUCUCAGAGGGAAGGAUGUUUUUUCCAACGACACCCUAAAAUCAUCUCUGGCGAUUUUAGAUGAAGAACUCCAAGUCUCCGAUUCACCUCCAAAUGCAAAUCCGAAUUAUCGAAAACUCCUUGCCAUGGGGCUGUACUAUCGCUUCAUACUGAGCAUUUUACCUGAAGGGAGGGGUAAUUUCAAAAUGCUUAGCGGUGCUAAAGAAUCCGAAAGAUCCUUGUCGAGUGGCCAGCAGAAUUUCAAAAAAUUCCCCGAGAGGUUUCCCAUUACGGAUGCUAUUCCAAAAUGGGAAGGAAUCAUUCAAACAUCUGGAGAAGCCAAGUAUGCCAAUGAUCUCCCACCCCAACCAGGAGAACUCUGGGCGGCUUUCGUUCAAGCCAGAAAGGUCAAUGCAAUUAUAAAGAAAAUUGACCCGUCCAGUGCUCUGAAAAUUGAAGGAGUUCAUUCAUUUUUCUCAGCUAAAGACAUUCCGGGGGAGAACAGUUUUGCUCCUAUAAGAAAUGGCGAAGAUCUCUUUGAGAUCGAAGAAAUUUUCUGUAGUGGCAAAGUCUUAUUCAAUGGACAACCAGCAGGAAUAAUUCUAGCAGAAACAUUUGAUCUAGCUCAAAAGGCUGCCAAACUUGUGAAGAUCACGUAUGAGGAAACAGGCGAAAAAAUUCUUCCAACCAUUUGGGAUGUCUUGAGGGAAAAUGCAACUGAGAGAAUCGAUGUACAUCCACCAAAUAUGAAAGCAACAACUUAUGGAAAUAACUCAAAGACGAUCCUGUCAGGACAUUGGGAGUCUGGAAGUCAAUACCAUUUCACAAUGGAACCCCAAACGUGCAUUUGCUUACCCACGGAAACGGGAAUGGAUGUUUAUUCGUCCACUCAGUGGAUGGAUUUAGUGCAGGUUGCCAUUGCGGAUGCCCUCAAAAUUCCAGAAAGCUCCAUUCAUAUGAUCGUUAGACGCAUUGGAGGAGCAUUUGGAUCGAGAAUAACACGUGGAUCACAAAUAGCCUGCGCAGCUGCCCUUGCCUGUCACCACCUACGCCGUCCUAUUCGAAUGGUGCUCCCGCUGGAGGCGAAUAUGGAGAUUGUUGGGAAAAGAUAUCCCUGUAUUGGAGACUACUUGGUGGAGGUGGAUGAGAAGGGUCAAAUUCAGCGACUUAAAAAUGAUUUUAUGCAAGAUUUUGGAUGUUCCAUAAAUGAAUCCGUGAUAUGGCUUUCAAUGAAAUGGUUCACCAACUGCUACGAUGUGCAAUCAUGGGAUGUUGUUGGGAAGUCAGUUAUUACAAAUGCUCCCAGUAACACCUACUGCCGUGCCCCGGGCAUCGUUGAAGGGGUAGCAAUGAUUGAGAACAUCAUGGAGCACAUUUCAAAGAAAACUGGCAUUGAUCCCAUUGAUGUACGCCUGGCUAACAUGCCACAGGAUUCACCGAUGCGAAGCAUUUUGUUGGAGUUUGUAAAAUCAGUUGAUUACGGAUCACGAAAGAGGCAAAUUGGGGUAUUUAAUGAAAAUAAUCGCUGGAAGAAGCGUGGGAUUGCCAUUGUACCAAUGAAGUAUCCACAGAUGUUCCUUGGAACGCUCCCAGCUAUGGUGUCCGUUUAUCAUGGCGACGGGACUGUUGCAAUCUGUCAUGGUGGAAUUGAAAUGGGUCAGGGUCUGAAUACAAAAGCUGCGCAGGUUGCUGCUAAAAUCUUGGGUGUACCCUUGGAGUCAAUUGUCUUCAGGCCAGUUGAUAACAUGACAUCCGCCAACUGCACUGUAAGCGGAGCAAGUUCAACAAGCGAAGGGAUAUGCCUCUCAGUUAUGCGUGCUUGUGAGAUGAUCCUCGAGAGGAUUCGACCACUUCGUGAGGAGAUGAAUAAUCCCUCGUGGGAAGACCUUGUCCAGGAAUGCUUUAUAAGGAGCAUUGACUUAACAGCCCUUUACGUCUAUCGUGCUCAAGAAAUUCAGGAUUACGAUGUCUGGGGUGCAACGUGUGCUGAAGUUGAAGUUGAUGUCCUCACGGGAAAUGUUCAACUACUGAGAGUUGAUAUUUUAGAGGAUACCGGGGAAAGUUUGAACCCUCUUGUUGAUGUAGGGCAAAUUGAGGGAUCAUUCGUAAUGGGAAUAGGUUACUGGCUCCACGAGGAGAUAAUCUAUCGUCCCAAUGAUGGAGCACUUCUAACCAAUCGCACCUGGAAUUAUCGACCUCCUGGAGCAAGGGACAUUCCUGUUGACUUCCGUGUGACUUUCCUCCAGAAACCCAAUCCAAACUACGUCCUGAAAUCCAAAACUACUGGUGAGCCUGCAUUGGCUAUGACCAGCGUUAUCGUAUUUGCCAUCAGGGAGGCUCUUUAUUCGGCAAGGAAAGAUGCUGGCUUACCAGAAUGGUGUGAAAUUGGAGCACCAACAACUCCUGCUCAAAUUGUUCUGAGAGCAGGAACAAGACCACAAGAUUUUACUAUAUAAAUUGAUCUUGUAAUUAUAUUAGUUGUUCAUGUAUUAAAAAACAAAAUAAAUUUAAAAUAAAAAAUGUUUUCCAUUUUA
Lutzomyia longipalpis is the source of this 3896-nucleotide messenger RNA. RefSeq lists its product as uncharacterized. Lineage: Eukaryota; Metazoa; Arthropoda; Insecta; Diptera; Psychodidae. The transcript has 3 exons. Bases 48 to 3818 code for a protein of 1256 amino acids. The record is from RefSeq and is a predicted model, not a curated record. Gene Ontology annotation, molecular function: oxidoreductase activity; iron ion binding; FAD binding.